AUGGAUUACAUUAAGAAAUUUGAUUUGUUUUCUCUUCCAUUCUAAUUUAGAUUAAUGGGAAAAGCUUAAAAAAAGAACACUAUUUUAGGAGGAUUAAUUUCGUUAGGAGUUAUCAUUGUUUCAAUCUCAUAUUUUUGCUAUCUUUGUGUUCUUUACUUUGGAAAUCACUUGCAGCCAUCUAUAUCCUCUACAUUAUAAUACUUUUCAGAAGAAUUCUAAAUGUAGUUUGAUAGAAAUUUAAUUGCCUUCAAGUUAGUUUUAUCAAACGGAAUGCUCAUAUAAGACUUUGAAAGAAGUAGAUAAAAGACUUAUGUAACAAUACUUCCUGUUUUGUCUACAAAAGAUUAAACAGGUAAAGAGAUUUACCAAAAUUUAAAUUUCAUACAAUGUGAAGAUCCUGAUUUAAAAGAUUAUUACUGUGUUGACUACUCUAAUAUUACAAAAGAUAAUAUGAAUGAGCCUUUCUUAAAUUAUUAUCCUUAUGAUAAUGAAAAGUAAAAAUUAGAAGUAUUAGUGCUUUAUUGCACACCUAAUUUAAGUUAUCCUGAUACUGUAUGUGCUACUCGUGAAGAAACAUAAAAAGAAAUUAUAAAUUUUAGUACUUAAACUUAUGUAAGAAUCACUAGUUAAUAAUAUAAUCCAAAUACUAGGAAAUAUGAAAAGAAAAUAAAGUAAGAGCAAUUUUAUUUAUCAGAUAGCUUAGUUUUCUUAGGGAAGUUUAGUUUAAAAAGUACUAAAACCACCGUAAAUGAUGGGUUUAUUAUUUAAAAAGAAGAUUCUAAAACAUACAUUUCAGACUUCUAAAAGACUAAUGAGUAUAAUACCUUUGCGUAUAUGUAAGCUUAGUUAUAACUAGACAUGAUAGGAGCUUGUUAUUUUUACUUGGACGAAAAUGGUAGAAAUGAAUUUGUGUAAUUCGUCUAGUUUCCAAGUGUUUUAGCUUAAUUUGUCAGUAUUUUUAACUCUUUAUUGGUUGCAGGAAUUAUUUGUAAAGAGUUUUCUUAAAGUGAAAUCAUUUAAGAUUUCAUGGAGAUUUAAUUAAAAAAUUACUACAAAAAAAGUGCUAUAGAAUUUAUGCGAGAGGUUGAAACAAAGAAAUAAUCAAAUUCUGUUUCUAUUUAUUUCUAAAAUAAUUUAAUCAACACUUAUAAGCAAAUUCGUAGUAUGAAUUACAAAUAUUAUAUGCAAAAAUUUUUGGACACCAGUUUAUUUAAUAAAAUAAAGUUACUGAUUUUUUCAUAAGGAGGAAAAACUAAAAAAAAUGAUCCAAAAUAAAUUAAGAUUUAUAAAAAACUGAUGGAUUCCACUAUUGAACAGAUAAAUAUUUAUGAUAUUUAGAAAGAACUCUUGAAGUUAAAAAUGAUGGUAAGAAUGAGCUUUACAGUAGAGUAAUAUGCCGCUCUUCAGCUUUGUGGUUUAAGAAUAAUAUUAGAUGAAAAUAUACCUAAUAUAGAUGAUACAGUUUAAGAGGCAAUCAAUUUAAAUGAAGAUCCUUUCAAAAGUUCUAUAGAAGAAGUUAAAAAAUAAAAGCAAGAAACGUCAGAAAAAUCCAGUGAAAAAUAGGAGUGCAUUGAUUAAAAUAAAAAGAUUAUUUAGCAUAAUUAGAAAUCAGAUGAUUAUUUAACUGAAAAAAUAGGUAAUGAGUAAAAAUAAACUAUUUAUCUAGAAGAAAAUAACAGUAAUUAAAAGUAGUUAUAGUAAAAUACUAAAAUCGAGCUUGAAGAAAAUAUGCUUAAAUUAGAUGAAAACAAUAAUAAAAAAUUUCAAAAACUGAAUUUCUAAAGCAUAACUCUUAACCAUCUAGAAAAAAUAGAAAGAUUGGAGAGAGAUAACAAUUAUUUUGAAUAGAAGUUAGAUAAAUUCUUUAGUUAAAAAAAUUUUAAAACAUAAUUAGAUCAAAGAAUCCUAAAUUGCUUAAUAAAUUAUAAGCAACAUUAAUUAGAUACAUAAUCAUUAAUACCAAUCAAUAAGAGCAAUACAAAUCAUUAAUGA
Messenger RNA from Tetrahymena thermophila SB210, 1992 nucleotides. RefSeq names its product transmembrane protein, putative. The transcript is spliced from 2 exons. Lineage: Eukaryota; Ciliophora; Oligohymenophorea; Hymenostomatida; Tetrahymenidae. The record is from RefSeq and is a predicted model, not a curated record.